Oncorhynchus masou masou (cherry salmon) is the source of this 5120-nucleotide messenger RNA. RefSeq names its product zinc finger protein Xfin-like. NCBI's taxonomy places the organism in Eukaryota, Metazoa, Chordata, Actinopteri, Salmoniformes, Salmonidae. Gene Ontology annotation, cellular component: nucleus. Gene Ontology annotation, molecular function: DNA-binding transcription factor activity, RNA polymerase II-specific; RNA polymerase II transcription regulatory region sequence-specific DNA binding. The record is from RefSeq and is a predicted model, not a curated record. Gene Ontology annotation, biological process: regulation of transcription by RNA polymerase II.
UAUAGAGCCAGUGAGCACUGUCUGGCAUCCUUGUAGGAAUUGUGGGAGGAAGUUUUCAAGAGAUUAUAAUCGAGAUGUCCAUGAGAGGAUUUGCAACGCUGUAAAGCCCUUGCAAAAAAACACCAGCAAUUCUGGCAACUCAAACAUGCAUCCUUGCAGGAAUUGUGGAAAGUACUUUACAAGGAGUGAUAAUCGGAAUUUCCAUGAGAAGACUUGCAACUCUGCCAAGCCCUUGCAAAAAAACACCAUAGAAAUUAGGACCAGUAGCAGGGACAAGUUGCAGCACAAAUGCCCCCACUGUCCAAGCAAGUUCAAGUACAGAAGUUUUCUCCUGAGACAUAUUGGGUCACACACUGGAGAAAAAUCAUAUCCAUGCAUGCACUGUGGUCACAGCUAUGGAAUCCAAUCACGAUGCUUACAGCAUGAAGCUUUCUGUGAUGGUGUUAAUAGACAAAAGCCACCAAGCGCCAGCCUUAGUGAAUAUAAGUGCAAUAUCUGCACAAAAAUCUUCAUGAAAUCCCGAAACUUAAGGCGGCACAUCCUAACGCACACAGAGGUAAAGCCAUAUCGCUGUAAAGCCUGUGACAGCUGUUUCUCCAGACAUGAUCAUCUAAAACUGCACCAGAGUCGCUGCAAAGGGAAAAGACGACGUUUAGAGGUUCGCAUUGCCAAAGUUAGUCUUGCAGAUGUUGGAAGGGGCUGGCAAAAUAACCUGAACAUUACCGAUUCAGGAAAGCAACAAGGGUUUGACUGCAACAUAUGUUCAAAGAUCUUCCCCUCUCACAGCAUUAUGUCCCGACAUAUUGCCAUGUCGCAUGCUAUAAGAACCGUCAGUUCAUUUACUCACGAAAAAUCACUGAAGAGACACAUUGGUGCAUGUCAAAGAUUUUACGCAAAAACAAAGCUUUCAGAAAAGCUAAAUGUUACAAGCCCACCAUCUAGAGAGACAAACAGACUUCUACAGAGGAUCCAGCUGCAAUAUAAAGACAAACGCAAAUUCAAAUGUACCUUUUGCCCUCGCCUUUUCAAAAGUGGUGAGCAAUUGAGGGUGCACACCCGCUUGCAUACAGGGGAGAAACCUUUUGGAUGUUCUAAUUGUGGUGAAAGAUUUAUCCGUAGGGACUACCUGCAGCGCCAUUUGAACAGGUGCAAAGGGGAACCUCUUGACAGAGUGCUUUGUGACAGAUGUGGCGACGUAUUUUCGCAAGACGAACUCGAGAACCAUCAACUAACAUGUGUUGUCAAGUGUAAAUCACCUGCCCGUAGUCGAACUGAGUCCACUACUCGCAGUCCCCCAAAAGGGUUCUCCUGUGCUAAUUGCAGUGCCCGCUUCCUGCUGUUCUCACAGCUCCAGCAACACUUUCUCAACACGCAUAGAGACACUCCUGCAAAUCAGGCUUCACCUCUAGAGGAGCAGUUGUCUAGCAUGGUGAACAUAAAAGAGGAGCCUAUGGAUGAAGGAUAUGGUGACACUUGGCAGAAUAGUGAUAACAAUCUCAUGCUUGAUCAAGACGGUGAUCCAAACGAUAUGAACAAACCCAUUAAAUGUCCACAGUGCAACUUGCACUUUGGAAAUAAGGGUGGAUUUUCCAGACACAUGCGUACACAUUUAGGAGAGUACCCAUUCAACUGCAAGAAAUGCAAUAAAGGCUUUUGGAACAAAAACUUAUGUCGGAAACAUGUAAGGAAAUGUAGACUUUUAAAGGUCACGAAGGAAGAAGUUAACACGGACUCUGUAAUUACUUCAGAGCUGGAUCCCACUCUUAAAGAGACUGUCCUAGUCUUCGACCAAGGUUACAAAACAACAGGCACUGGGGUUUUGCAGACUAAUUUCUCCUGCAAAGAUGACUUGAAGGAUUUAACACUGCAGAAUUCCUCUGGAAAUCAAGGCAAAGGAAGAUCUUCCCAUGAUAGAAGACAUAGUGGUCAACAAGUCCCAGGCAACAAGUACCAGUGCUCAGAGUGUGAUAGAAGUUUCACAGAUGGGCUUCUGCUCAUCAGCCAUUUAGAGGACCAUGGGCGGGAGGAGCUAGAAAGAAAAAGAAUCUGCCAGCCUUGUGGUAAGACGUUUGCUAAUCCUUCAGACCUAGCAAGGCAUAUGAGAGGCCACUGGAAUGAGAAGAUCUUUUCUUGCCCACAAUGUCCACAGACUUUUCCCUGUCCUUCUGACCUUGACAUCCAUAGAACUUGUCAUGACUCAAAUAGACCAUUUGUCUGCAAAGAGUGUCAACAAAGGUUUUGGACUAGUCAAUCUUUAGAAAACCAUCAAAGCCAAGCUCAUUCAAAAGAACUAAUUCAUACAUGCCAUGUCUGUAACAAGAACUAUUCAAUCAGAAGUUCACUUGUUAAACAUAUUAGGAUGAAGCAUCAAACCCAGAAGAACAUGGAUGUUGUUAUCCACGUGAAGGAAAAGGAGACUGCAGUGCCAGAGAAAUUUGACAUGGACGUUGAUGUGGAUGGAGGAAGUAAUGCAAGUAAUGAUGAAGAUGAAAAUGAUGCUAAUGAAGACAAUGACUCUGACUCUGCUGACUUUCCCUGCCAUGUCUGUGGGAAAACGUUCACCACAUCAGAAAGCCUUGAGGAUCACCAACGCUGUCACCUCGGUGAAAAACCUCAUGAGUGUGCAGAAUGUGGCAAAUGUUUUUUCCAGGCAGGGCAACUGCAACAGCACCUUCGGAGCCACAAGUCUGAGUAUCAGUGUCAAAUAUGUGGCAGAGGCUUUGUCUCACUCUUUGCCUUACGCAAACACAAGCAUACUCAUGGAAAGAGCCGUCAACACCGUUGCUCCAAGUGCCCGCUCAGCUUCACAGGGCCCUCGCAGCUGGCAGAGCACAUGGGCACCCACCGUGAUGACAAUUUCCCUUGUGAUAUAUGUGAUCGCACAUUCUCCUGCAAGAUGAGUCGGGCAGAGCACCGGAAAAUCCACACUGAGACAGAGGAUGUUCCACCAGAGAGGACUGCAUCCCCCUCUCAUACAGCCUCUUCCUCUACAAUGAAACACCUUCAAUAUCGUUGUGGGGUUUGUAAUGAACGUUUCAAAGAACCAGAACAACUGUCUGAGCAUGGGUGCCUGGCUGCCAGAGAGCGACCUUAUUCAUGCCAUGAAUGUAAUAAGCAUUUCUUGCAAGCGUCUCACUUAAAUAAGCAUGAGCUCAGUCACUACCAAAUACCACAAUCAUACGUGUAUCGGUGCAAUCAAUGCCACAUGAGUUUCAACUACCGUCACAAUUUUGUCAGUCAUUUAAAUGAACACGGUGACGAUGAGGCUGCAGCAGAAGCUCUGAAAGGAGGCUCAGUGACAAAUGCUUGGGAAACUGUUUCAGAGAAGAGAACCAUUUACAAAUGCCCAAUUUGCCCUCACAGGUUUGCUCAUGCCAUAGAAUUGGCAAGUCACCUUUCAAUACACUCAGAGAACACAUUUGCUUGCAGUGUUUGCAAGUUGACAUUUCCCAACAAAAGCAAGCUUGAAGAACAUGAGCGGAGCCAUCUGACUGCUGCAACACAAUACGAGUGCACUGAGUGUGGUCAGAGCUUCUUGGGUAGUGAUUUCCCCCAGCACCACUGUGCACGUCGGCAACAUGCUGUUAUAGACCAUGAACGCCCACAUCUGUCUAAUAGACAGUCAAUGGAGGAAGAGCUGGAUGUUGGGGGGGACUUCUUUAAUUGUACUGUCUGCUUAAUGCGAUUCUCUUCUCGCGGUAGUCUCCAGCAGCAUCUAAACAAAGAGCAUCACAAUGAACGGCCAUUCAAGUGCCAGUCUUGUGGAAAGACCUUUGCUCUGAAGAGAUAUCUCAGAGACCAUGAGCGAAGACAACAUAAGUUUGGCACUGAACGAGCCCAUCCGACAUACAAAGCCACAGACAGUGAGAGCCAGUACAAGUGCUCAGUUUGCCCCAAAACAUUAACCUCGGCACACGACCUGUCAUUGCAUAUGAAAGUGCACACCGAACAGGAAUCUGGAGGAGACCACCGUUGUGACAUGUGCUACAAAUCAUUCAGUCGACUGUCUCUUCUCAGGCAGCAUCAAGAAAGUCAUGUUGGGCAAGUUGUAUAUGAAUGCACAGAGUGUGACAAAGCGUUUGCUUUCCCACAUCUUCUAGAGGAACAUCAAAUGUCUCAUGCUGCUGGACCAUAAGUAUUUUUCCCACCCUCAAAACCUCCCACUUAACUAAAUGUAAAAAGACAAGUUGGACAAUGGACAUAGAAAAGACCUCCUGCCUCACUGAUUGAUUGUGUUCAAUUAUCCAAUGAACUCAGUCAUGUCAUAGAAGUUUUCUUUUUCUGGUGCUGUUUGCAGUCAACAAGCAAUUUUAUGUUCACACUUCCAUCUUAAUCGUUUAAAGUUUUUGAUUGGCUCACAAGAUGCUUAACUGUAUUUUUACCCCAUGUCUUCUCAAAUGUUUGGCCUACAACCUGGUUCAUGGAAAGGUUUAGAUUAUAUUUACAGAUUUCCUCCUAUUUUAACAUUUUAUAUCCGGUCAGAACUGCAGUUCAUUGAUACAAUUACCUUUCCAUAGAGCACUAAUUUGUAAUAACCUCCAUGUUCAAUUGUAUAUAGUUGUUUAAAUGUCUUAUGUGCCCUGAAUGCAAUUAUAUGUUUCAGUUCACAUUACACAAAGUGAAAUGUAAGCUUUUGACAAUGGAAUACAUUCCUGACUCUGAAGAAGUGGAAUGGGCUGUCAUUGACAGUUUUAGGAAUCCAUAUUGACCAGUUUCAAUUCUUUUUUUUUUGCUUGCUAAUCCAUUACUCUGCCUAACCUUCUAAACAUAUUAUCACUUAGACUUUAAUAAUGACGUGGGAUACUUUUAGCCAUGUAUGAUCCAUGUAGCUCUUAUAAACAUUUGAAAACUUUCCAAAUCUAAAACCACAGCGUUGUAUAUUAUGUAAAUAUUACAUGAUCGUAAACCAUUUAAGUAUUUGACAUGAAAUUGACCAUUGUUGUAAGCUAUUCAUUUUCCCUGUGUUAAACAUUCUAUCAUUCAUUCAAAUGCCUUAAAUAUGUGUUUUGGAUGUAGUAGUUCAAGGGCAACAUUUGUUGACAUUUUUUCCUUAUUGGGUGUUACUUUUGUAUGAAUGGUGUUUCAAUCAAAAGACAAACAAAAUAAACCAGUCAACUGGU